AUGCCUUGCCAUCCGCACCACGCCCAAGCCCCUCUCUCCUUUCAUUAUCUCUUCAGGAGCCAUCCUGUGUGCUGCAGGUACGGCCCAUACCAACCACCUUUCCGGAUCUACCCUCGUACCUGUGUGCUUGCCGCCGCCUCCACACGGAUCGUGGUCCAAGCGGUGCAGAAGGGUGGUGAUAGGUGGGCAGCGAGAGCGGAUGGAUGCGGCGAGGUGGAGAGGGAUGACUGGCAGCGGCAGUUUGUGAGUUACUCUGGUGAUGACAACUACUGCCAGGGCGAGGUCCACGGGCGUUCAGUGCACAGUAGUGCGUUGGAUGAGAUCGCACCACCGUGGCGCAUGGUGCCACAUGGCCAGCCGAUUGGUCGGUGCAAAUGGCAGCUGGGAGGCGCCGCAAGGGAGGCGCACUCGACGGCUGCGUGCUCUGAAAGGAAGAGAUUCCGCUACGUGCACUUUGGAGUGCAGCAGCAGCAGCAGGCUGCAGGGGCCGCUGGGGCAGCAGCGAGGCUGCAAUGGGGAGGUGCAGCAAGGCUGAGGCUGAAGCCCACAGACGUGGUGCUGCUGUCCACUGUAGCCCCCUCUGCCCCCACGGAUCUGCUCUGCCCGCGGGUGCUGUAUCGCCUUGCUGUCCUUCUUGCGGAGAGAAACGCAUCAGGGGAGGAUGGAGACAGCGAUCGCUGUUUCCAGACCAGGAUAUGCACUCCAGAGGAUUCGCCUGUGUAUCAAGGCCUGGUUGGGGUAGUGGAUGGGGGGGAGUGUGCAGGUGGUGCGUCGUGGGGAGCUAGGAAGGGGUGGUGCAAGCACAAUGGAGGAGGAGGUGGAGAGCAAGUGGAGGCGGAGGAUGUUUAG
Messenger RNA from Closterium sp. NIES-65, 849 nucleotides. NCBI's taxonomy places the organism in Eukaryota, Viridiplantae, Streptophyta, Zygnematophyceae, Desmidiales, Closteriaceae. The record is from the annotation of a GenBank genome assembly.